Messenger RNA from Gastrolobium bilobum, 1854 nucleotides. RefSeq lists its product as uncharacterized. The transcript has a single exon. The record is from RefSeq and is a predicted model, not a curated record. Bases 1 to 1854 code for a protein of 617 amino acids. NCBI's taxonomy places the organism in Eukaryota, Viridiplantae, Streptophyta, Magnoliopsida, Fabales, Fabaceae.
AUGGCAGAAGGAACUCGUUCUUCAGUGAAAACAAAUAUGAUGGAAGAGUGUGUUGCCAAGCUUGCUCGUCACGAAGAGCAGUUCAGUGCAUUUGGGGAUCUACUCCAGAGCAUGAACCUAAAAUUAACAUUAAUGGAGGCUAAGUUGGAUCAGAAUCAAAAGAACAAAUCUGAGCAUAAGAGUGGAAGCAGCAGUGAAACCGGAUUAAAUACUUUCUUUGGAAGUAAUGCAUAUAAAUCAGUGAAAUUCACAGUACCUAGAUUUGCAGGAGGGAAUCCUGAACCAUGGAUUCACAAAAUUCAGCAAUUCUAUGGAUUCCACAAUCUGAACGAUGGGGAUAAGCUCACACUGACGUCUUUUCAGAUGGAUGGAGUGGCUGAAAGCUGGUUCCAUUGGAUGGAUCGAAGCCAAAGGUUGACGACUUGGGAUGCCUUUAUUGUAGCGUUACGCUCCCGGUUUGGACCUUCCAAAUAUAUGGAUCUUCGGGGUGAAUUGGGAAGGUUGUCACAGAGAACCACCGUAGAAGGAUAUCAGAAAGAGUUUGAACAGCUGUCCAAUCAAAUAAUAGGAAUCGAUGAUGUUACCUUGCAAAGCUAUUUUGAGAAUGGACUCAAAUCUGAAAUUAGAAAGGAGGUGAGGAUGUAUCUUCCAGAAUCAUUACAGAAUGCCAUCGAAUUGGCUAAAGUGGUGGAGGACAAGCUGAAUGAUAGAGUGCCUGCACUAGUUGGAUACCAAAAAUUUGUUCCCAACAACCAGAGACAGCAGCCAGGCCUGCUACCAACUCCGAAUAGAGGGGUGGUCAAUACUGCUGGAAAUCCGAGAGACACUAUGCCGAUUAAAAGGCUGUCAGCUGCAGAGAUGAUGGAGAGAAGAGAAAAAGGGCUCUGUUAUUAUUGUGAUGAAAAGUUUAACCGCAGCCAUGUAUGCAAAGGGAAGAUGUUCUUACUGCUCAUUCAAGAAGAUGAAGAGGAAGAAAAGGAUGAGGAAUUUGAAGUCACCAAUGAAAAGAUAGGGGGUGAAGAGGAAGUACCUGGUAUUAGCCUCCAUGCUAUGGAUGGGCAGUACUCUUCUAGCACCCUACGAUUGAAGGGACUCAUCAACAAGAAUCCGGUUCAAGUUCUGGUGGAUGGAGGUUCUACUCACAAUUUUGUGCAGGAGAGGAUAGUUAAGUUUCUGGGGUUGGAGGUGAAACCGAUUGGCCAAUUUACAGUAUUAGUAGGGAAUAGGGCCAGUUUGAUUUGUAAAGGCGUUUGCCAACAGGUAGGCUUGGAACUACAAGGGUAUAAGUUUUUCCCUGACCUGUUUGUCCUUCCUAUUCAGGGAGCCGAAGUGGUGCUAGGGGUCCAAUGGUUAUCUGAAUUUGGGGAUAUCACCACUAACUACAAGCAAUUGGUCUUGAAGUUUGAGAGGGAAGGAGAGGUGAUUGAGUUGCAAGGAGAAACCAGAAUGCAGGUGGAGCCAAUUGAACUACAUCAGCUUCGAAGAAUGACCCACUCGGAUGCCAUAGCUACUUAUUUCCAGUUGCAAACCAUUGAGCACCAUCACAUGGAGGAACCUGAGGUGGAAGAGAAAUGCCACUCCUUAAUACAACCAGUUCUGCAAGAAUUUGAAGAUGUUUUUUCCACUCCCAAUCAGCUACCACCUACACGGUUGGAAGAUCACCGUAUCCACCUUGAACCUGGGACAAAGGCAGUAAAUGUCAGACCAUACAGGUACCCUUAUUUUCAAAAAUCUGAAAUUGAAAGAAUGGUGAAAGAAAUGCUUGAAACGGGUGUCAUCAGACCUAGCUUAAGUCCAUUUUCAUCACCAGCCUUAUUGGUAAAAAAAAAGAUGGGACUUGGAGAUUCUGUGUAG